This is a messenger RNA of Paramecium tetraurelia, 1158 nucleotides long. RefSeq lists its product as uncharacterized. Lineage: Eukaryota; Ciliophora; Oligohymenophorea; Peniculida; Parameciidae. The record is from RefSeq and is a predicted model, not a curated record. The transcript has 4 exons.
AUGGACACUUUUGGUCUAAAAAUAAAAGAAGAUUUUGUUAUUGAAAAUGGAUUUGUAUGUGUAAAUCACAGUAGUUUUGGUUUUGUGCCUAAAGAGGUUUUUUCCUAAAGAAUAGAACAUUAUACAAAAUUUUUAUAAAACCCUGAUAGAUUCGUAAAAAUUGAUUAUCCUAAAUACACAGCAGAAAUAAGAAAGACAGCUGCAGAAUUUCUGAAUACUGAUUUUAACUAAUGCAUGUUGGCUAGUAAUUCGGCAGAAUCCUUUAAUAGCAUCAUAAGAAAUCUUGGACUUACAGAAAAUGAUACAAUCUUAUAUUUCAGUAUUGCUUAUCCAAUGGUUUAGAAUACAAUCAAAUUCAUGACUACCAAUUAUAAUGUAAAGGAAAUUAAGAUUGAAUUAAAAAGACAACAUCUGGACAAGUAAACCAUCCUAUCAUUAUUUGAAGAACAACUCAAAACAUAGAAGAUAACAGUUGCUGUUUUUGACAAUAUAACAGCGUUGCCAUCUUUGAAAUUGCCUAUAAAAGAAUUAAUAUUGUUGUGCAAAUAAUAUAAUACAAUCAAUAUAGUUGAUGCUGCACAUGGUUCUGGAAUCACUGCUUUAGAUAUCAAAGACUUAGAUCCAGACUUUUUAUUUACUAAUUUUAACAAAUGGGCCUUUUGCCCUUCAGGAGUUAACAUUCUAUAUUUGAAAGAGCAAUAUUUAGAUAAAAUCCAUCAUAAUACAAUAUCAAUUCAUUAUGGUAAUGGGUUGGCAAAAGAGUUUGAAUAUUCUGGUACAAAAGAUUUUAGCCUUCCACUAUCAUUAAUAGAUGGGGUUAAUUUUAUAAAAAAACAUGGAUUAAAUUAAAUAAUUCAAUAUUCUGUAGAUUUAGCUUGGGAAGGAGCUAAUUUAGUUGCAUAAAUAUGGUAAACAGAAUUACUAGUCAAUGAUAAAUCUAUGCAUUCUGCAAUGGUAAAUGUUAGAAUACCUCAUGAAGACCAAAACUACUGCAGAGAAUGUCAAAAAAAGUGUUAUGAAAAAUACAAUGUGUUUUUGGUUGUAUUUAAGUAUGACGAAUUAAAUUGGACAAGAUUGUCAGCCAGUUUAUAUAAUACAAUAGCUGAUUAUGAAUAUGCAGCUAAAUGUUAUUUGAAAGUUUUGAAAGGAGAAGAAUGA